AUGGCGACUAUGGUGCAGGCCGAGAGCGUGACCAGCGUGCCCACGCCCGCCCACUUCAAGGAUUUCAAAGAAGGCGCUGUCAUGGAUGUGCAGGAGAUUCCGAGUGGCGCCCGGCCCUCGCUCUUGAUUGUGCACAAUGACGGCGAGGAGGAUAUCGUGGGCAUCUUCGCAGACGUCCUGGGCCAGCAGUGGGCGUCAGCGAAUUCGCUCGACGAUGCGACGGCAGGACCCCAGUCGACCGUCUACGGCCUCAGCAAGAAGCUGGCCAGCACACAACUCGCCAACUGGGACCGCUCGAGACUGCUCAUUAACACGCACCGUGUCGACGGAGAGCACGACCUGGAUGAGAGCCUCACGGACCGAUGCGACUACGAAUAUCUCUACACACGCCAGCCCUUUUUUCGCCGCGACGUCGCCCGCUUCCUCUCUUUCAUCCUGGGCCAAAUUGGCCCUCACCGCGAUCUUACCAAGAAGGCGCGCACCACAUUGAUCUCCACCACCUUUCCCGACGUACACGCCGCACUCCCCAACCUCGACAUCCUCUCGGUAGGCGCAGACGCGAUCGAGAUUCGGGUGGACCUGCUCGAGGAGCCUCUGCAGGACGGAACAGUCAGCAGGAUCCCCAGUCUCAAGUAUGUUGGGGAGCAAGUCAUGGUCCUGCGCCAGCGCACAGAACUGCCCAUCAUCUUCACGACGAGAUGCACAAAGGAGAAUGGGCGGUUCCCCAUGGACGACCCCAACCUGUUCUACCGCUAUCUGGCGCGCGCGAUACAAUGGGGCUGCGAGUACAUCGAUGUGGAACUGUGGCUGCCAGAGGAGAUUAGACGGAAGCUGUCGGAAAACAAGGGAUGUACGAAGAUCAUCUCCGCGUUUCACGACUUCUCGGGCACGUUCAAGUGGACGUCGCCUGAAACGCAGAGAUUGUUCGAGUUGGGAGCGGUGUAUGGGGACAUUGUCAAGAUGUAUGCGCUGGUCACGUCGAUGCAAGAGAACUACGAGCUCGAGUACUUCCGCUCCACUAUACAAGCAAAGUAUCCCCACCCUCCCUUCUCCGGCCUCAACAUGGGUCCCAUGGGCCAACUGUCGAGGACACUGAACAAGAUAUUCACGCCAAUCACACACCCACUGCUGCCCAUGAUUGCAGCGCCAGGACAGCUAAGCGCAGCCGAGAUCAAUGCAGCGCUGCACACCAUGGGCCAGAUGCCCAAGCAGGACAUUUAUGGCAUAGGCAGCUUCCGAUCGACGUCGCAAGCCAUGUUCUUUGAAAAGUGCUUCAACGAGCUUAGUUUGCCACAUUCCUUUGGGUUUGCGGAGAGGGCGCCCAAGGCGUCGAUUGAGCACAUCCUCCGUCGACCUAAUUUCGGUGGUGCGUACAUCAACCCGCCCUUGGCAGCCUCGGCAGCGUAUCUGCCAUCCCUCUCUAAUGCUGCUCGUGCUAUCGGCCAAGUCGACACGGUGCUGGUGCGGUCAGGGACGGGCAACGGGACGUUUAUUGGGGACAACACGAGGUGGAGGGGGAUUCGCGCGACAUUGACCCGAGAUUUUGUGCCCUCUGCGUACAGCGGACAGGCAGCGCUGCUAUUGGCGAGCAACGAGGGGGAUGCGUCGGCGUCGAUAUUCGCAUUGAAGAACUUGGGCAUUGGCCCUAUUUACACGAUUGGUUUCAAGUCGCAUGGACCACUGUCGACUGACGUGUCGCCGGUGCGGUCGGUAGAGGACGUGAAACGGCUGGAACAGCCGUUUGUGAUCAUCUCGGCUCUGCCUGCUGAGAAGUCGCUCUUGGUCGUACCCCUGCUGAAGCACUACCGGGUCGAGGGCAGGCAUGGGCACACCCACGGUCACGGGCUCGCAGGAGGCAAGUCUGCAGGCAAGGUGUUUGUCGACUUGGCCAGUGGGCCUCGGAAAGGCGAUCCACUGGCGAUUGCCACAUCGGCGGGCUGGACCGCAUAUGGCAUGGCGGAUGUGUCUGCCUGGACGACGGUGGAAACGAUUCGGAAGCUGGUGGGACAGAACGGUAUCAUCAGGGCAUUACACAGCAUGAGUCAAGGCUUGGACAGUACUCAAUAUGAAUCAGACGGCGUGGCCGUGGGACGUGGAUGUGAACCGUGUGAAGAUUUGGCCAUGGUCAGUGUGUACACAUGCUCAGGGACGGCCAGUCAUUUCAUUUGCCGCCAGAAGCAGAGGGGGGACGAUGAGGAUGCAUGGCAUGGCAGCAUGGCAGCAUGGCAGCAUGGCAGCAUGGGCAGGGAUAGGCGGGUAGCUCGCCGUAACGGGCGCUUCAUGAUUAGGGCAGUAUAG
Plenodomus lingam JN3 is the source of this 2298-nucleotide messenger RNA. RefSeq lists its product as uncharacterized. Gene Ontology annotation, molecular function: 3-dehydroquinate dehydratase activity. The record is from RefSeq and is a predicted model, not a curated record. NCBI's taxonomy places the organism in Eukaryota, Fungi, Ascomycota, Dothideomycetes, Pleosporales, Leptosphaeriaceae.